Molecule: messenger RNA, 524 nt
Organism: Caenorhabditis auriculariae
Lineage: Eukaryota; Metazoa; Nematoda; Chromadorea; Rhabditida; Rhabditidae
Source: the annotation of a GenBank genome assembly
AUGCUCAGAAUAUCCGAGGCACUAGCUCUUCGUUGGGACGACGUUAAACUCGACGAGAUAUUGAGUCCCUUAGAAAUGUUUUAUUUAUUGUAAAAUGAAUAAACUGAUGAAACUGAUGAUGACGAACUCGACGGAAAAGGCAGUCUCCAGAUUAGACGAUCGAAUAAAGAUCAAGAAGGAAAAGGCGUGAAUCUUCCGAUCAAGCUGGAGAAGGAAAACCUACAAGUCGUCACUCGCUUCAAAUUGAUCACCGGCUCAGUUUUUAUCUUCUUAUCAGCCUCAAUGAAAACGUCCAUCACUUACUUUACCGCAUGCAAAAUUGAAACUUCUGCUUCAUAAGGCCUGACUCGAAAACUUCAACUACACUUCUCAUGCCUUCAGGGGCGGUGCGGCGACGGUGGCCUUGGGAAGCCGAGUGGACAACUUCAGCGUUCGGAUGCUACAUCAGCAGAAGGCCAAUCAAGAAAUCAAGAGACGGAGAGCGCGCCGACUUAGGAGAUGAAGACGGCCCAAGAAAGAACUAG